This is a messenger RNA of Hypanus sabinus (Atlantic stingray), 3128 nucleotides long. RefSeq names its product transmembrane protein 145 (gene tmem145). The record is from RefSeq and is a predicted model, not a curated record. Lineage: Eukaryota; Metazoa; Chordata; Chondrichthyes; Myliobatiformes; Dasyatidae. Bases 22 to 1626 code for a protein of 534 amino acids. The transcript is spliced from 15 exons. Gene Ontology annotation, biological process: response to pheromone; G protein-coupled receptor signaling pathway.
CGCUCGGCGGAGCUGCUGAAAAUGGCCGGGCCCGGGACCGGGGCCGCGGACGGGCGCUCCGCCUUGUUCCUGCUGUUGGCGGCGGCGGUCGGUCCGAGCGGUGCAGGGGCCAAGUAUGUGAGGGGCAAGAUCAACACCACCGAGGAUUGGGUGUUCCUCACCAGAUUCUGCUUCCUAUCCAACCACGGGAGGCUUCAGUUCCACUUCAAGUAUCCCGAGGCCAACUGUUGCCAGAAUGUUCUGCUGUACUUUGACGACGCCACACAGUGGCCAGCCAUCUAUCAGAAGCAGAACCUGGACUGUUACGAGAAGGAGUCUGUUCUACGACCAGAUAACAAUCAGGUCAUUAACCUGACAACGCAUUACAUCUGGUCGGGUUGUGAGGUGGUGGAGGAGGAGCAGACCCGCUUUCUCAGCUGCCUGGGAGGCAGGAGCUUCCGCUCCGUCAGAGAGCGCUGGUGGUACAUCGCCCUCAGCAAGUGCGGGAGCAGUGGGCUGCAGCUUCACUACGAGAUGAAACUCACCAACGGCCACUCCUUCUGGACACAGGAGUUCUCAGCGGACGAGGCCGGGAUCUUAGAGACAGACAUCACCUUCCUGGGCAUCUUCCUACUCCUCUUCUGCAUCUCCUGUUACUUUGCCCACCUGCUGAAGGCACGACUUCUCCUACAUGUCACCUACAAAAUGUUCCUGGUCGCCACCGGAGUAGAAGUCCUCAGCCUGCUGUUUUUCUGUAUUUACUGGGGUCACUACGCUACAAAUGGAGUCGGUAACCACUCUAUCAAAAUCCUGGCCAAACUGUUAAACUCGGUCAGCUUCCUGGUCUUUCUGCUGCUGCUGAUGGUGUUGGCGAAGGGCUUCACCAUUACCAGGGGCCGGAUCAGCUACAAUGGGUCGGUGAAACUGGCCGUGUACAUGACCCUCUACACUAUCACCCACGCUGUCCUAUUUGUCUAUGAGGCAGAGUUCUUUGACCCAGGGCAGGUGCUCUACACGUAUGAGUCUCCAGUGGGAUACGGGCUGAUGGUGCUGCAGUGUGUGGCCUACCUGUGGUUCAGUUACGCUGUGUACAUCACCCUGAAGCAGCACCCGGAGAAACAGGCCUUCUACAUCCCCUUCUUCGCCGCCUACACCCUCUGGUUCAUCGCUGUCCCUGUCACCGUGCUGAUUGCUAAUUUCGGCAUCCCGAAGUGGGUGCGGGAGAAGAUCGUGAAUGGGAUGCAGCUGGGCAUUUCUCUGUAUGCGCAUACUGUCUUCUUGGUGAUCACACGGCCCUCGGCGGCCAACAAGAACUUCCCGUUCCAGGUGCGGAGCUGGCAGAUCGGGGCGGCGGGCGGAGGCCAGCUGGCUCUCCCACAGCGACCCCGCGGCAACGGUGGCACGCUCGGGACAGAGGCCGCCACUGGCUUCACGGAGCUCUUCACCAUCAGGCCCAUCGACGGCAGCACAGGCACGAUACCGGCCACCAAAGGCAGUGAGGAGACGGAGUUCCCCAUAGAUUGGAUCACCCCUGGGUCUGGACCUCACCCUGGACUCUCUCCUAACAGCCUUCCCUCCCUCUACACAUCCUUGGGGGAGAGCCUCAGUGUACAGGGACUCUGUGGGAGACACAUAUACAGUCGCUAGUGAUGGGGUGGGUGGGGGUGGGGAGGGAACCUGGAGAGGGAGCCUCUCUCUGUCCAACCCGUGGGACGGUGUGGAGGGAGCUUCACUCUGUGUCUGACCUGGACGUGUGUGUUUGGACAGUGUGGAGGGAGCUUCACUCUGUGUCUGACUCUGGGAGUGUGUGUUGGGACAGUGUGGAGGGAGCUUCACUCUGUGUCUGACCCCGGGAGUGUGUGAUGGGACAGUGUGGAGGGAGUUUCACUCUGUGUCUGACCCCAUGAGUGUGUGAUGGUAUGGUGUGGAGGGUGCUUCACUUUGUGUCUGACCACGGGAGUGUGUGAUGGGACAGUGUGGAGGGAGAUUCACUCUGUGUCUGACCCCGGGAGUGUGUGAUGGGACAGUGUGGAGGGAGCUUCCCUCUGUGUCUGACCCUGGGAGUGUGUGAUGGGACAGUGUGGAGGGACUUUCACUCUGUGUCUGACCCUGAGAGUGUGUGAUGGGACAGUGUGGAGGGAGCUUCACUCUGUGUCUUUAAUCCACUUUCAGCUGCUUGCUGUGGUCAGUGGUAGACCACUUACACUAGAUACCCCCAACUCUGAGUGCAGUGUGCCAACUGUAAAUAGUCCCCCCUGGGUCGGAGUACUGGGGAAGGCAAGCUCUAUUUGUACAUUUAAACAUGGGCUACAUUCCCUGGGGUUACGUGAGCGACAAAGGGUGAAAUGGUGGGCGUUGGGGGUGUGAGAAAAUCACUGGGUACCGACCACCUCUAGGGUUGGAUCCCAUGGAGAAGGUAUUACAGGAAAGUUAAUAGUUGGGCAGAAGAUUGACUGGCUGGCAGGAAGCGAAGAGUGGGCCUUUAUUUUUUGCCUUUGGUGUCUAGUGGUGCUCACAGAGGUUGGUGUUGAAACCACUUUUGAUACAUCCCUUGUCAGUAAUUUAGAAGAUGGAAUUGAUGGCUUUGUGGCCAAGUUUGCAGAUGAUUCAAAGCUGGGUGGAGAGGCAGCCAAUGAUGAGAAAGCAGGGAGUCCAAGCCCUCCUUCAGACAGAUGAGGAGAAUGGGCAAGGAAGUGGCAGAUGGAAUACAGUGUAUGCUCAUGCAUUUUGGUAGAAGAAAUAAAGGUGUCGACAACAUCCUGAACGGGGGCAAAUUAAGAAAUUGGAGGUGCAAAGGGACUUGGAAUGAUUUCCUGAAGACUUACUUGCAGGUUGAGUUGAUAGGAAGUAAGGCACGUGCAUUGUUGGCAUUCAUUUUGAGAGAACUAGAACUUAAAGGGAAGGAUGCAAUGCUGAGGCUCUAUAAGGCAUUGGUUUGACUGCACUUAAGAGUAUAGCGAGCAGUUUUGUGUCUAUGAAAGGGUGUGCUGGCAUUAAAGAGGUUCCUGUGACUGAAAGCAUCAUGCUCUGAGCCUGUACGCCCUGGAGUUUAGAAGAAGAAGAUAUUGUCUCACUGAUCAAUGCACACAAAAUGCCGGUGGAACGCAGCAGGUCAGGCAGCAUCUAUAGGGAGAAGCGCUGUCGACGUU